Eurytemora carolleeae is the source of this 950-nucleotide messenger RNA. RefSeq lists its product as uncharacterized. NCBI's taxonomy places the organism in Eukaryota, Metazoa, Arthropoda, Copepoda, Calanoida, Temoridae. The record is from RefSeq and is a predicted model, not a curated record. The transcript has 16 exons. The coding region runs from base 138 to 950 and encodes 270 amino acids.
GAAGACGACUUAGUAUUGUUCUUUUCUUGGUUCCACUCUCCAGUGGGUUCGAAUGCGAUGCAAACUUUAAUCACUUAGUCUGCAAAUCGAGUUGGAGCACAAAUGCCGCAAAAACUUUAGACAGAUGGCUAGUUAAAAUGCGCAAGAAUCCGUACUGCUUUAUCACACGGUUUGAAGACGACUUUCAUGGCAAAGAAGAAAUAAAGGAGGAAACCAUGAAUGGACAAACAGAUAUUUUCUACUCUGUUGACGGAGAAAGACAUGGGAUCAGUUUGACGUACGUCGACGUGGAGAAAACAUGUUUAUCCAGAAUCACUUUAUUUAGACGAAAUGUGGAGGUUGGGCCUUCUUGGGAUUUUAGUAUGGGUCAUUCACGACCCAUGUUAGCUGUCACAAUAAACAUGAAUAAAGUAUCAGGAACACAUAUAUGGGGAGGAGGCGCCAUCUAUAAUAAUACCACGUGGAUCUACCCGGACUUAAGUACAGUUCUGGUUGGAAAUUUCUCUGAAAAUAGAUUGGUCAGGGGACGGGAAGGAGAGAUUAGGCGUGUUAUCUGCAACAACGGAAUAAUGCAAAUAGAAACUGAAACGGUUGCAAGUGACCAAACAUACUCCUUUGAAUUUGAUUCUUUAAAUUCUCUUGGUUCAUUUCCAACUCUUCAGGAUCCUUUUGAGGCGAAAUAUCUGAAAGUGGAUUCCUCUCCAUGGGGAGGAGAAGGCAUAUUUGCUCGGACAAAUUUGCCAUCCGACCGUCUCAUUGGAUACUUUCAUGGCAUAAAGAUACCUAAAGAUACGCUCUAUGAUAGUUGGAUUGCAAGCGACGAGAUCAAGCUACUGUCUGAAUCUGAGAGAUCUGAUCAGUUUAUCCGGAGAAAAAGCUAUAUAAUUGCUCUAAACUAUGAACAUGACAUUGAUAUGCCACCAGACAUAGGAGAAGACUCAACAAAGUAA